AAUAUUAUAUUAGAGACCAUUAAAAUAACUAAAAUUAUUCAAAUCAUAGUCCAAUCAAAUCCAGCACAAAACAACAAGCCCAACACAAAUGUAUCAAAAAUACUUGUUGGUAGCCCAAAUUCAAUACAAAAUCAGCAAGCCCAAACCAAAUCCAACACAAAUCAAUAAGCCCAACAGAUCAACACCCAAAUAGCAAAUAAUAACCCAAAAGAGCAAGUCUAGCAAAACAACAAGACAACUAGCAACAAUGCCGGUAAAACAAUAGUCACCUAUACCAGCAAAUAAGAAGCCCAAAAACCCAAGAGUCAAAAUCCAAGCCUAGUAGAAGAAAAAUAGCCAAAGUAGCACUAGACCCAAACCAGUGGUUGCCCAAACCAACAACAACCCAAAUCAGCAAGAGCCCAAAGCAAAUAAGACCCAAAGAAUUAGGCCGAACCAACACUAGCCCAACAAAGUAACAGCCCAACCAGCAAGAGCCCAAAGUAUAUAAGAACCAAAGAAUUGGUUCUUAUCUACAGAAUCAGCGUCUCAUCUUUUUCAUCUUCUAUUGGGAAGACGACACAACAGAGGAAGAGAAAGCACAGAACCAAACCUCUGAAAAUCAGCAAGAACAAUCGAUGAAAAAUCAAGUCGAGGAAAACCUCUUGGGGAUGAUUCGAAGCAACUUCGAAACAAAGAAUAGCAAAAAAAAAAAAAAAACGCAGCAAAGAAACAUCCACCGAUUGGAGCAGAAACACAACAAAUAAUAGCAAAUCAAUCUGAUAUUUGUUUGCACAGAGACGCAGCAUCACAACAAAGAACAGUGAAUAGCGAACAGGGACCCAGGAACCUAGAGCAACAAACAACUAUGUGAUGAACCAGAACUCCAAGGCUUCAAAUCUUGGACAGUGAGAAUUCAAGCAAGAUUUGCGGACAGUGAGAAUGACAUCCUUCGUUGACCCUCUAAUUUUGUUUUUCUCGAGUUGGGUUACUCUAAUCAUUGGAUCAAAACAUGCUCUGAUACCAUAUUAACUUCGAUUAAUUAUUGAAAAGAUAAGAGAAAGAAGAAGGAAUAUUAUUGAGACACAAGUAGCUAGAAAAUAUUUUUGAACCGAACGCGGUGGUGAAGUUACAUAUCAUGGGCCUAGUCAGGUAGUGUCAUCUACUUUCCUAGCACAUUUCUAAUAGUUGUUUCCAUUACCUCUUGCUUGGAAUUGGUUGUUAAUUGUAUUUGAAAGAAUUUGGUGUGUUCCACAGAAGAUUUUUGUCACAUCACACAUUACUGUCAUCUAAAAUCGAAAAACGUUUAAACCUGAUUAUAUAAAAAGAAGGGCUUGAAAUUCUGUGAUUAAAAUCCUUGACUUCCAUGUUGUUAGUGUCAAAGAAUUCAAUGUCAUUGAACUAUGAUAUGCAUAGAAAAUCAGAGAAAAAAAGUAUUGAAUCACUGGGACAACCUAUUUCUUCCUAAAAGUAUGCUUUUAUGAAUAUGAUAGAGAGCGCAAUGUUAUUUAAUAGUCUUAAGUUUUUACUUGCACCCUUCUUCCCAAAACCUGAUGUCAUGGUUGAGCUGGGUGCAAGAUUUGACGUUUCAUUUGUGCAACAAUGCAUUGAAAGGUCUACCCUUUUUGGUUGUUUUGUGUACCUAACAUUUUAUGCAUCUUUGUUGCAAUGUAGCUAGUUAUGUACCCUAUUAUCAAUCUUCGUUGUCACAAGAUGGAUCUUCAUUGGUACCUUAGGACGCUAGAGGAGGUGGUCAGUCGUGUUCUUUCCUCAACAUUUUCGAUCAAGGCUUCCCGGCUAGAGGGUUUAACUGGUGUUUGGGUUGGAGAUGAGAAACUCACAGCUGUUGGGAUACGAGUAUCACAGUGGAUAGCAUAUCACGGCUUAGCACUGAAUGUCACCAUAGAUCUAACACCCUUUCAAUGGAUAGUCCCAUGUGGGAUACAAGAUCGUCGAGUUGGAAGCAUAAAAGGGUUGCUGGGAGAAUCUUUAUCAUCUAAUGGGCAUGGAACAACAGAUAUUCGUCAUGGCGAUGAUAACCUUCGGAUUGAUGUCACCCACAAAUCUUUGGUCAAGGAGUUCUGUGAAGUUUUCCAAGUUGAACUCUGCCAGAAACCUAUACCUAUGUUGGAGUUAUUAUAG
This is a messenger RNA of Ilex paraguariensis (yerba mate), 2121 nucleotides long. The record is from the annotation of a GenBank genome assembly. NCBI's taxonomy places the organism in Eukaryota, Viridiplantae, Streptophyta, Magnoliopsida, Aquifoliales, Aquifoliaceae.